UUGUUGAGAAAUGGGUCACAAGACUGGAAGGCCAGACGGAUUCUGAUGUCUGGUUCAAAUCAGUCAUACCUGACCUCCGCAGUUUUAUCCAUCGACCCUUUGGUGACACAAACUUCUUCCUAACUCAAUUCUUUAGUGGUCACGGGAAUUUCCGGGACUAUCUUCACAGGUUUAAAUUGACCCCUGAUGACCUAUGCCCUAUGCCUAAUUGUAAUAGUAGAGAUUCUCCCGAGCACACCUUCUACCACUGCUCCUUCUUCCUCUCGGAACGCAGUUUGCUGAACGCUUCUCUAGGGGCUGUUUUUGCUCUCGCCUCAACUCAAGAUCUUCUUCUUUCAUCGCAAGACAACUGGAAUCACAUCUCUUCUUAUAUCGAGAAAGUCCUAAGAUUGAAAUCAAACCAGCAGCCGUCCCUCCACCCAGACCAACCACCCCCACCCCC
Bemisia tabaci is the source of this 442-nucleotide messenger RNA. Lineage: Eukaryota; Metazoa; Arthropoda; Insecta; Hemiptera; Aleyrodidae. The record is from RefSeq and is a predicted model, not a curated record.